AGAUCAGUACAAAUGUCUUUUUCUGGUUCUGAGUGCUCCUGAUAAGUUCCUGAGCUUGAACCUGAAAUGUGUUCUGGCUAGGAGCAAACUUUAAACAGACACCCACAGUAAGUUCUCAGACUCCCAGCUAAGGAAAUUGUUUCCUUUUUCACUUCUGAAUUCACUUCAGAAGCAAAGGAAUCCCACCAGCAAAGCAAGCAGACCCAUGAGUGACCCACAACUCUAUUAAGCUCUGGAGGAUCGCCUGCUGCCUGGAACCUGCCGCCAGACAGGGAGCUCAUUGCUUCUUUAUUUUCAUGCUGCUGGGUCAGUGCACUGAGCAGGAAAACAGUGUGAGGAAGUUUGGGGCAUAGCCAAAAAGUAAGGUAAAUAAUCAGCACAGCCGUGAAGCGCAGACUUUGAUACUGCCUAAAAAAGGAACUGCCGGUGAGAAAAAGAAAAGGGAGGUGGAUGAAGACACGUUUUUAUCCCACCAUGUCCUGAGGGGACACACAUUGUUCUCUCUCUGCUCUGGAUAAAGGCAAACUUUGGAGCACUUUAGCUAUCUUGCCUAUUUCUUUAUCAAUUGUUGGAAGUUUUUUUUCAUGUUGUUGCAUGCAGCAGUAUAGGUUUGCAAGAGAAGACAGCUUACCCAGGAAAGUGUUUUUCUAUGAGCUGGAAACUUUGUUCUUUUUCCUUUUUUUUUUUGCUUCACUUUGAAGUUGACAGGUGCUGGCACUAAAAACAACUUUCAACCCCCAUUUCUUCGGAAAAUAUAAAGCUGACUGUUUGUUUUUUUUCUAUGUAUCUCUGCUGGAUUUAAAACUGUUGCCAAACAUAAGGAAUAUCAUUGCUUUAACAGAAACUGGAAUACGGGGGUCCUCUGUAAAUGGGAUUAUGAAGGAUCUACCCAGCGAUUAUGUGCUACCAAUGUUACCGAGCCAGGAGCAAUACUUUCUUGUGAGGGGUGCUGUUAUCAUGCUGUUUUAAGGGUGACUGCCAUUUGCAAAUCUCAAGUGCUGUUAGUGUGUGUGUGUGUGCUUACCUCCUAUUCAUCCAAAUGAUCCUCUUAGUGCUACUCCUCAGAGUCCUAACUACUGCACUGGACUUCCAGCUACAUGGGGUACAAGCUGAUUCCAAUUUAAGCAGCAAGUUUCACUAUGGAAGUGUCAAGGAGCAAAAUGGAGUACAAGACCCACAACAUGAGAAGAUUGUUUUGGUUUCAUUCAAUGGAAGUAUUCACAGCCCUAGGUUCCCUCACUCUUACCCUCGCAGCACAGUGCUGGUAUGGAGACUGGUAGCAAAGGAAGAACAUUUAAGGAUACAACUGACCUUUGAUGAAAAAUUUGGGCUGGAAGACCCUGAAAAUGAUGUAUGCAAGUAUGAUUUUGUAGAGAUUGAAGACCCCAGUGAUGGCACAAUUCUUGGACGCUGGUGUGGCUCUAGCGCAGUGCCGAGCAAGCAAAUAUCGAAAGGGAAUCAGAUCAGAAUACGCUUUGUAUCCGAUGAAUAUUUACCUUCAGAACCAGGAUUCUGCAUCCAUUAUACACUUCUCACACUGCAACAAGCAGCACCUGCAAGUCCAUCAGUCCUUCCGCCUUCAGCACUGCCAUUAGACAUACUCAGUGAAACUGUUGCUCGGUUUGAGACUCUGGAAGAAGUAAUAAGAUACCUUGAGCCAGACAGAUUGCAUUUGGACAUAGAAGAUUUAUACAGACCACCGCUGCAAUUACUUGGAAAAUCCUACAUGUAUGGAAGAAAAAACCGAGUUGUGGAUCUGAAUUUGCUAAAAGAAGAAGUCCGAUUGUAUAGCUGCACCCCAAGGAACUUUUCAGUGUUUUUAAGGGAAGAACUGAAGCGGACUGAUGCUAUUUUCUGGCCCAGUUGCCUCUUAGUGAAGCGCUGUGGAGGAAACUGUGCAUGCUGCAAUCAUGUAUGCAGUGAGUGCCACUGUAUGCCUACUAAAGUCACCAAAAAGUACCAUGAGGUUCUUCAGCUGAAGCAAAGGAUUGGGAUGAAAACACUGCAAAAAUCUUUGGCAGAUGUCCCUCUGGAACAUCAUGAAGAAUGUGCCUGUAUGUGCAAGGGUAACACUGAAGGAUAAAUCAAGUUGGAGAUGAACAUACAGCAGCAUACUGUUUAAGGAAGAACAUUGGUUUACACUGUAAAUUUGGAAGCCUGACUCUGCCCCUUGCAAAUUCACAGAAGCAAUGUCCUAGGAGAAAGAACUCUAGUCGCCUCCAUCUCAGAAUUCUUCUAAGUUUUUACUUUUAUAUUAAUGCAGAACAUUUCCACACCCUGAAAAGAGAAAGACUUGCAGAUGGGUGAAAGCUUCACAAAUCAUCACGUUUUAUGAAAAUCCAAACUGGUUGCAUGAUAUAUUCUUGCUUGUAUGCUUCCUUUUUGGAAGCAGGAACAUUUAUGAAUAAGAACACUGAAAUUUUUCCUUCUGAACCAUCUUGUGUUCAGCAUCUGAACUUGUAUUUGCUCAUGCAGUAUGUUUGGACCAAUACGAAAACCCACUACCAAAACAUAAAUGGUUGCCCUUUUCUAUUUUAAAUAAAGUCGUGCAUUUUGUUUUCUCAUUUUCUGUUAAUUUUGUACAUUUUAUACGCUUUUGACAUGAUAUGUAUUCGCAUUUCUUAUUGUCUUAAGUUUAUCUAUUUUUACCUAGGGUAUUUAAUGUGCUGCCUUUUUAAGCAUUUUGUGUAGUUUCAAUUCUACCUUGUGUUAUAGAACCCAUCGGAAUGAUGAUCGAACGUCAUUAUUUGUAUAUGGUGCUAAACAGUGAAGUAAUCUGGGUCUUUAAGUUUUAAGAGUAAAAUGUCAGAUACAAAGAAUAUAUUGGUACUGAACUGCUUCUUACAAUACUCUUAAAUGUAUAAUAUUAACUUAAUUAUGGGUUUUUGAAGAACAAUAUUUUUUUUGGUAACAUAUAAAUACAAUUUUGAUUUGG
Molecule: messenger RNA, 2935 nt
Organism: Xenopus laevis (African clawed frog)
Lineage: Eukaryota; Metazoa; Chordata; Amphibia; Anura; Pipidae
Gene: pdgfc.S
Product: platelet derived growth factor C S homeolog
Exons: 7
Coding region: 1040-2083 (347 amino acids)
Biological process (GO): positive regulation of cell population proliferation; positive regulation of cell migration; platelet-derived growth factor receptor signaling pathway
Cellular component (GO): membrane; extracellular region
Molecular function (GO): growth factor activity; platelet-derived growth factor receptor binding; growth factor receptor binding
Source: RefSeq, a predicted model, not a curated record